Striga hermonthica is the source of this 618-nucleotide messenger RNA. The record is from the annotation of a GenBank genome assembly. Lineage: Eukaryota; Viridiplantae; Streptophyta; Magnoliopsida; Lamiales; Orobanchaceae.
AUGGCGGCAUCUUCUACAUUGAGACUCUCCUCUUUGCGGGCUUCCCUCCCUUCUAUUACAGCGUCUCCUUCGGGCCCCACCGCGUAUUUCCCGAAUAGGAAGCGCCCUUCCGGGCUCCGGCUCUCCAAGCCCAAAUCCGGCCCGAAACCUCUCAAUUCUUUUGCGGGUCUCGCUCCUUUGAACCUGAUUUCAUCAUUUGUAUCUCAAGAUUUGACCAGAUACGAGCACAGCUUCCCCAUGUUCGGCAACGGGUCCCGAUUUUUCAACAUGAGGCACGGUAGAAAGGUCCCUAAACUCAACAGGCCUCCCGACCAGAGGCGGGCCCUCUUACGUGGCCUCACGACUCAACUCCUCAAGCACGGGCGCAUAAAGACCACGAGAGCUCGAGCGAGCGCCAUGCGCAAAUAUGUCGACAAAAUGAUCACGAUGGCCAAGGAUGGCACUCUGCACAAGAGAAGGCAAGCCCUUGGGUUUAUUUACGAGAAACAAAUAGUUCACGCUCUGUUUGCCGAGGUACAGGAGAGGUACGGGGAGAGGGAAGGAGGGUAUACGAGGAUUAUAAGAACUUUGCCGAGAAGAGGGGAUAAUGCGCCUAUGGCUUACAUUGAGCUCGUGUGA